Molecule: messenger RNA, 2268 nt
Organism: Effrenium voratum
Lineage: Eukaryota; Dinophyceae; Suessiales; Symbiodiniaceae
Source: the annotation of a GenBank genome assembly
AUGGCGGUCAUUCAUCGACUCGCAGCUGCAGCUCCAAGACCGCUGCAGCUGGUGCUGAGGAAGUACUUUUCUUCCGAAUGCCUCAAAGGUGGCAGAUCACCUGAGACUAAGACUUGCCACGCGAUCCAGAGUCAAUUGGAGAGUCGGAAGGGGUUGCCUUUUCCUGCAGGAAAGGUGCACGGAAAUCUGGCCAACAACAUGGCCUUGUCGGCAUGUGAGCGCAUGAACCUUUGGCAACAGGCAGUGCAUAUUCUGGCAGAGAUGGUGUUGCUUGGGGCGCUUGUGACGCGUGGACCCGCCCCAGAUCUUGUUUCCUACAACGCAGUCAUGGGCGCCUGCGCUGGGCAGCACCAGUGGCAAGUGGCUGUGAGUCUCUUUGUACAACUUCCGAGCCGUGGUAUUGUUCCUGAUGCAAUCUCACUUUCUGCAGUGGUGGACGCCUGCAGGAAAGGAUCUCAGCUUGGUCUUGCGAAGAAUCUUUCUCGUCAGUGGACUGCCCAAUGCAUGCAGGCAACUCUGAAGAGGUCAAUACCUACGGUAUCAAAGUCCUCAUCCAAGCUACCUUUACCGGAUUGCCCCGGUUUGCCGCUUCUACCUCGCUAUGCCCAUGUAGCUGUAUCAACGUUGGUGACACGGACACUUUGGUCUGAGGCUUUGAGCAUUUUUUGGGCGCUGGCGCCACGUGUGCGAAUCGAUAACGAUAUGCUGAACGCCGUGCUGAGAGCGUAUCAGCUGGGUCAACGAUCAUCAGAUGCCCUGGCCAUGCUGCGGCAAGCAGAGCGCAGAUUGCCAGCCUCCUUCAAUCUGCCUGACCCAGAUCGAAGAAGCUACCAUAUGGUGAUGGAGGCCAUUGGCAUAGAGUUUGCAAGGGAGGCAGAAACUAUCCCACAUGCGUUGGCUGGCCUUUCUGGAUGGCCACAUAUCUUACAAUUGCUUGAGGACUUGUGCAAUCGAAGGCUGCAGCCGAACACGCGAACCCUAAAUCUGGCAGCAACGGCAUGUUCCCGUUGCCAUGCCUGGCAACAAGCUUCUACCCUGCUCCGCAGCCUGCACGAUCGCCAGCUCCAAUGGGACAUUUUCACCUACAACGCAGCCAUCCAGGUCUCUCACCGGUCAGCGACGUCAGCGAGCGGUGCAGGUGACCUUGGAACUUUACUGCGGCGCCUGCACGCGCAGCGGCUACAGCCCAACGCAGUGGUCUUCACCACAGCCAUCGGGGCCUGCGAGCGCUCCCAUCGAUGGGAGGAGGCCAUCCACUUCCUGCGACUGGGCGAAGGCGAGGUCGGCAACCUCAUCACCUACAACUCGGUGAUGGGAGCAUGUGCCGCAGGCUCGGAAUGGCGGAGAUCUGUGGGAAUAUUUCAGCAAGUGCUGGAAAAGGGGCUCCAGCCAGAUAGUGCCAGUAUGGCGAACCUCUUGAAAGCUUAUGGGGCUGCAUCUGGCUGGCAACAUGCUUGCUGGGCCCUUUUUGAUUUGCAAUCGGCCCUUGGGUGCACAACCUCCUGGCAGCACUACUUGUCCGUUGCUGACUGCUGUGGCAUGGCAAGUGAGUGGCAGCAUGCCCUUCGGAUCUUGUUUGAUGUGCCAAGCAAGAUACCUACGGUGUAUCGCUACAGUGCCGCUAUCGGUGCCUGCAAGAAUGGUCUGGCAGCUUCGCACGAUCGCUUCGAGCUGUGGAGACACGCCUUGGCUCUUUUCUCCUCCUCGGCCCAGCUUUUGCAUGAGGGGACUCCAUGGCAGGCGCAUGACAGCAUCAACACCUCGAGCGCGCUCAUCAGUGUUUUCGAAAAGGUUGCCAUGUGGCAGCAAGCCUUGCAAGUCCAUUCCCAGAUCAGGUCGCCGAACAUCGUAGACAACAUGGCGGUGCUGGUGGCGCUAUGCGCUGGUGGUGCACGGCAUGUGGCCCAAGACGUGUAUUCGAGCAGUGAAUUGCCCUUGAGAUCACUCAGGUGGCAAGACGCUUCGGUGCUUCCUAUUCUGGAUUUGCACGAAAUGCCAGUUGCGGUUGCCGAGCUUGCGGUUGAGUGGGUGCUCGACAAGCUACAACAUCAAGAAGAACAUGGAAUCAACGGGACAAUCCUGCAUGGCUUUGCUGAAGUUGAUGGAGCAGUGCUCCAGAUUAUUACGGGUCGCGGGCUGCGCAGUCAAGGCGAAGCUAUGGUGCGCACUGCGGUCAUUGCCUUGCUCAAGUCCCGACCGGGAGUUGUCCUGGAGAUGGAUCAAAGAAAUCCUGGACUUUUGAAGUGCAGGGUAUCCAAAAAUCAUUGA